CAGACAGCAUACCCAAAUAGAAUAUUGUGACGACUUUGAGCAGUGAAGCUGUGACGGUAGCUUUACUUCUCAAACAAUUAUAUAACGUGGCAAGACGGGACCAUACGCCUCAGACUCGCUGUGCUGGUGCUUCUUGAGUUUGACACGUACAUAGAACUCGCAUUUUCAGGAAGACAAACGGGGAAAAAAAAAAUUUGAAAAAGAAGAAAUCAAUUUCGGUGAAAAUCGCCAAUGACAACGUACUUGAUGUGGGCCAUUAUGUGUCUUUUUGAAAAGUAUAUCCAUGUGGGACUCCCCUAUUGGAACACUUGUAAAAUUCUGGCUUGCUGGGCCUCUACCUGUCAGAUCGAAUCGACACGUGUCCCUCGUGUUGUAAUUUUGUUAUAGCGCGAGAUGAGAAAUUGACCGGAGAAAAAAAAAUGAUAUUGAAUGACGCUAACGGGAAAUGGAUCGUCACGGCGGACACGUGUCCUGAUGGAGGGGAAUAGUGGUCGGUGACGGUCAGGUUGGGCAGUACGGGCAGAUGCCCGUUGGAGUUGGCUUGCCCAGAGGCAAGAAGAUAUUCCUCGCCGGAGAUGAUGGCCGGAGGCUAUGCGGAAUUGCAGGACGGUGAGAUACUCGAAAUCUGUCAAUGACGGAGUUCAACCGGAGAAUGCUGGAAGGCGACGAGGAAGAUUCACCUGCGAAGUGCAGGCAGCGUCGGCGCCGGAGAAUCGAGAUGCGACGUCUGGCUGCGUUGUCUGCGGCGAGUUCGCCGCCAUCGGAUAGUCAAGGCCUGAGGGAGAAUAGUGAGGAAAGCCAGUCGGAGUCAGAAGAGAAGCGGAUUCGCACGGCGGAGAGGAAAUAUUUUUCAACCUCGCAUAUUUCGACUUCUGCCAAUGGCGCGGAGCAGAGCGUAGAGGCUCCCGCGAGGGAACCAGUGGUCGGGAUGAUGUCGGUGUCCGGGAGGUCGCGUGAUAUGGAGGACGCCGUAACCACACGUACUUGGCUCUGCCGGCCGGCGAUUUGCCGGCGGCGACCAGUUCACUUCUUCGCCGUCUAUGAUGGACACGGUGGUCCUCACGUGGCGGCAAUGUGUAGGGAGAGGAUGCACGUGUUCGUAGAAGAGGAGCUGAUGAGCGUGGAUUGCACGUGGGAUGUCCAAAGCGUGGAUGGUGGCAGCGGCAGCAGCUACACAGAGGGUGAUGAGUUGGACGAAGUGGAAGAGGAACGGUGGAGAAGAGUGAUGAAGAGGAGCUUCGAAAGGAUGGACCAGGUGGCAUUGAGCACGUGCGCUUGCGGGACCAUGGGUUGUAAUUGUGGGCGCCACCCAAUUGAGGUGGCGCUCGGUGGGUCCACCGCCGUGGUGGCCGUUCUCACACCCGAUCAUAUCGUCGUCGCCAAUUGCGGUGACUCACGCGCCGUCCUUUGUCGUGGAGGCCGUGCAUUGCCUCUUUCCAAUGAUCACAAGCCAGAUAGGUCAGAUGAACUUAAAAGAAUUGAAGCUGCCGGGGGUCGUGUCAUUUUUCUCAAUGGAGCGAGAGUUGAAGGCAUUCUCGCAAUGUCUCGAGCAAUAGGGGACAAGUAUCUAAAACCAGUUGUAAUAUCAGAGCCAGAUAUAACUUUCACGAAAAGAGAACCGGAUGAUGAGUGCCUAAUUCUUGCAAGUGACGGUUUGUGGGAUGUUCUCUCAAGUGACUUGGCUUGUGGGGUGGCUAGUGAGUGUCUUCGUGAAGGAAAUCGUUCUGCUUCUGCAAUAGAUCUAAAUGCUGGGCCUCAGAUGGAAGAUGAAGGGGCUGGAGCAUUGUAUCCUUCUCGUAGUGCAUUGGCUGCUGCACUGCUCACUCGCCUAGCUUUGGGAAGGAAAAGCUCGGAUAAUGUCAGUGUCAUAGUUGUUGAUUUGAAGAGGAGCUAAGCAGAGAGGAAAUAGGAUGAAAAGCAAUGUAAUGUUGAUAUGCAAUCUGUACAGUUUUAAUGGUGACUGAAAAAAAAAUUAUGACACCAAUAGAAAGAAAUCACCAAUAUUAGAUUGGAUGAAAUUGUGUGUUAGAUAAUUGCAUCUUAUUUUUGACUUUGGUUAACCUCUUUCCUUUAGGUUUUAGCCUGUGGAGAUGUGUUUUGCAUGUCACAUAUUAUUGUUUUAUUGAACUUAUUGGGCUCCCAAAAAAGAGCUUAUGUUUGUUAAUUAGGAUCAUGAUCUUUAAUGAAUUUUCCUGUAGUGGAUUGUAAA
This is a messenger RNA of Ziziphus jujuba (common jujube), 2209 nucleotides long. Its product is annotated as probable protein phosphatase 2C 75. Gene Ontology annotation, molecular function: cation binding; protein serine/threonine phosphatase activity. Gene Ontology annotation, biological process: protein dephosphorylation. The transcript is spliced from 5 exons. Bases 632 to 1894 code for a protein of 420 amino acids. The record is from RefSeq and is a predicted model, not a curated record. NCBI's taxonomy places the organism in Eukaryota, Viridiplantae, Streptophyta, Magnoliopsida, Rosales, Rhamnaceae. Gene Ontology annotation, cellular component: cytosol; nucleus.